Messenger RNA from Mastomys coucha (southern multimammate mouse), 1912 nucleotides. RefSeq names its product ankyrin repeat family A member 2 (gene Ankra2). Gene Ontology annotation, biological process: regulation of gene expression. Gene Ontology annotation, molecular function: protein binding. The transcript has 9 exons. Gene Ontology annotation, cellular component: nucleus. NCBI's taxonomy places the organism in Eukaryota, Metazoa, Chordata, Mammalia, Rodentia, Muridae. The coding region runs from base 488 to 1429 and encodes 313 amino acids. The record is from RefSeq and is a predicted model, not a curated record.
AAGCGGCCCGGUAGGCGGAGCAGUGGGGCGGGGCGGGGCCCCGGGCUGUUGUCUAGUGACCCGGAACCAAGGCGACCCUUAGUUCUCCGAGAAGAUGGGCUGCGGAUCACUAGGGAAAACAGAAGCUAUCCCUGGAAGUCGUCUCGCUUUCGCUGAACGCUCUGGGCUUUUUCCAGAAGCGAUAAGAAAUAGGAAGUGACGUCUGAGCCCGAAGCAAGCCGGGCUCCGGACCGAUCCGCAGCUAGGCCAGGCCGGAGCCGCUCUCCCGCUGCGCUCUGGGUACCCCCACCCGCCUGACCGGCCCCUGUCCCGGGAUCCGCUCGCUGCGCUGGAGCCGGAGCGGGUGUUGUCACCCCGCGGCCAUAGAGCGGGAACGCCCGCCCGGACACCUGUCGCCCAUAUUUUAAUAUCCCAAUUCCAAGAAAAUACUGGAUAACACCCUUAAAAAAAUACGAAGAAAUCAUGAAGUGUUUUAAUUAUUAAAACCAUGGCUACAUCUGCAAAUCUGGACAUUGGGGCCCAGCUGAUCGUGGAAGAGUGUCCCAGCAGCUAUAGUCUCUCUGGGAUGCCAGACAUCAAAAUAGAGCACCAACUGGACCCAAACUCAGACGAAGGAUCAGCUCAGGGUGUCGCCAUGGGAAUGAAAUUCAUAUUGCCAAACCGAUUUGAUAUGAACGUGUGUUCUCGAUUUGUGAAAUCCUUAAAUGAAGAGGAUAGUAAAAACAUUCAAGAUCAAGUUAACUCUGACCUGGAGGUGGCGUCUGUCUUAUUUAAAGCUGAGUGCAAUAUCCAUACAUCUCCUUCUCCUGGAAUUCAAGUAAGGCAUGUCUACACACCCUCUACAACAAAACAUUUCUCACCCAUAAAACAGUCAACUACUUUAACCAACAAGCACAGGGGAAACGAGGUCUCCACCACACCUCUGUUAGCAAAUUCUCUGUCUGUUCACCAGUUGGCAGCUCAGGGAGAGAUGCUCUACCUGGCUACUCGUAUUGAACAAGAAAAUGUUAUCAAUCACACGGAUGAAGAAGGAUUUACUCCCCUGAUGUGGGCUGCGGCACAUGGGCAAAUAGCUGUGGUAGAGUUCCUACUUCAGAAUGGUGCAGAUCCACAGCUUCUAGGAAAAGGUCGAGAAAGUGCCCUGUCGUUGGCCUGUAGCAAGGGCUACACAGACAUUGUCAAAAUGCUGCUGGACUGUGGAGUUGAUGUCAAUGAGUAUGAUUGGAAUGGAGGGACACCUUUGCUUUAUGCUGUCCACGGGAACCAUGUGAAGUGUGUGAAGAUGCUGUUAGAAAAUGGAGCUGACCCAACAAUUGAAACAGACUCUGGCUACAAUUCUAUGGACCUAGCUGUAGCUUUGGGCUACAGAGGUGUUCAACAGGUCAUUGAGUCACACCUGCUGAAGCUGCUUCAAAACAUCAAGGAGUGAUGACCUCAGAAAACACCAUUUGCCCUUCUCCUCACUCCUCGGUCCUUAAAUGAUAGUUUUGUUUACAUGUAAAUUUUUAUAGUUUUGUUUGAGUGUAAAUUUUUAUCUCAGUUGCAAUAUUUGCUGGUUUUUAGUGAGUUUUAAUAAAUAUUCCUCUGGGUAAUUUACUUGUUUAUAAUAAAAUUAAUCCUGAUGGUUUUUUAAAUAAAUGUGUUUUACUAUAUAUUAAAAUUAUUAAUUAAUGUUUUAUGGCAUGUAACCUUUUAUGGUACAGGUGGUUAUGUGUCUUUGUAUCAAGUACCACAAUUUGACACUUUAAGAAAAUGUGUUCCAUCUUGUUUGUCUUCCCUCUUGUAUUAACUAUGACUUUGCACAGGGCUUACUAUAAGUCUGCGGGGAAAAUAAUGUUCUUGUUGAAUUAAAAAGUACAGUGUGGUGGUUUACAAAAUCAUGUUUAAAUAAAGUACUGUGUCUGUUUGCAUU